Procambarus clarkii (red swamp crayfish) is the source of this 4794-nucleotide messenger RNA. Its product is annotated as PDZ domain containing 8. Gene Ontology annotation, molecular function: protein binding; lipid binding. Gene Ontology annotation, biological process: mitochondrial calcium ion homeostasis. The record is from RefSeq and is a predicted model, not a curated record. NCBI's taxonomy places the organism in Eukaryota, Metazoa, Arthropoda, Malacostraca, Decapoda, Cambaridae. Gene Ontology annotation, cellular component: mitochondria-associated endoplasmic reticulum membrane contact site.
AGUAUCGCUCAGGCGCGAGGUGCCAUCUGUCGGCAAAAGGUGAAGGCUCCAGCGGGCGUCGUCUGCACGUCAGCUGUGAGGAUGGUGGAACACCUCUGACAUGACGCUCGGGGGAUGUCUGUGUGAAUGGUUAAUGAGUGAGGAUGAGCAUCAGUGGAUUCCAGAUAUCUCUUAAUUAACUCAAAAUUAGAUACCACUAUCAACUGUCAUCAGGAUGCUUGGAAUUCUCUUGUGGAAUAUUUUUGUAUUUGCUGCGGGUGCUGUGAGCGUAGUAGUUUCAGCAUGGUGGUGGUUAACAACACAAAGUCUGCCAGAACCAGAAUCCAAAAAGCCAUCAAUAACAGACACUAACCUGCCAGAAGAACUAGUAGAUAAGCUAAAGCAAGGAGAUGGGUUCCACCGUCGUGAGACCUGCUUGGCACUCAACUUAAUACUCCAGUUCUUUUUCCAAGAAAAACGUCAUGAAUCUGGAAUCAUGCGUUGGCUCACAAACAUUCUCACACUUGAGUUUAAUGAUCUUUUGAAGCAUAAAGCUCUCUCCAAGUUCAUCCACAAUAUGCAGAUCCGAGACUUGAAUCUAGGAACAAACUUCCCAGUCAUUCGAGCAGUGACAGCUAAACGUGUGAAUCUCAAACCCGAUGUCUCGACUCUUGAACAAAUCGACAUCAUGGUAGAAGUGGAGUACAAUGGUGGAAUCCAGUUGGCUGUUGAUGCAUCCUCACGGUUCUCCAAGCCUGCCAUGGUUAAAAUUAAAGUUGUUCAUCUUUCUGGUAAUGGUCGCCUGCAGUUUUCCCGGCAUCCCUUCACCCAUUGGAGCUUCUCUUUUUAUGAAGAACCUCAAGUUGAGUUUGAGGUGUACUCAAGCUUAGGUCUACACAUUCCACGUUUCAACUCCAUCAUCAUCUCUCAACUACGAGGAAUCCUGAAACGCAAGCAUACCCUUCCAUAUUUCAAGUUGCGAGGUCCUCCACUCAUCAAGAGGGUGAUUAAUCCAAUCAACGAAGAAGGUUGUUCCGUCCCUUCAGGAAGACUGACUGGCAGCAUUGUGAAGUGUACAAGGUUGCAGGCUGCUUUAGUUGGAGAAGUGAUGUACUGUACUGUGAUACUGAGCGAAGUUCCUAUUGUGUGUGCUGUAGAGAAACCAUCUGGGUUAUGGGCAAUCCAAGACAUAACCCUCAAGCGCCCCCAAGGAUCAUCAGCUGGCAUUUUAAUGCGCAAUUCAGAUGAAGGCACACAAAUGGUAGAGUCAGUUCAGCAAAAUUCUCCGGCCCAUGCAGCAGGCCUUAGGAAGAAUGACAUACUUUUAGCCGUUAAUGGGACAUAUCUGAACUCUGGCCAGCAAGCAGCAAAGUUAUUCUCAACCAGCAACAUAAAUGGAGACAGUAAUAGCCUCACCCUGAGAGUAAAGCGACUAGUUCAGCCUGAGCCCAGGAAGGUGGUAGCCGAGCAAAAAGCCGUUGGUUCAGAUGGUGCUUCGCCAGUUAUCGGGGAGGAUACCUCAGGUAGACUCCAUAUAGCUUCCAGUGGCCAGUCCAUUGUCGCACCUUGCACUGCCAACAGUAGUUAUAGUGGAGAAAAGUCCUCUAGUGCCUGGGUAGACACCUCAAGUAGUGGUACCCCUGGUUGCAUUGGAACUAGUGAUGCUGGCAUUGCUCGUGAUGGAGGGAGUGUAUCUUGUAGUAGUGUUAUGAGUAGCAGUAGCCAAGGUGGUGGCAGUGAAACCAGAACUACGGCCUCAUCCUCAAUUGGUGGUGGUAGUAGUAUUACGGGUAGCAAUAGUUGUGGUGUUGGUAGUAGUAAAAGCAUUGAUCACACUGGUACCUCCUGUGUUGGUAUUGGUGGUUCAGGAGUUUCAUUAGUUAGCAACAGUGGCGGUAUUGAUGAUGGUGGUGGUGUGCCUGGAGGAUCACGUGCUGUUAGCCCCUCUCACUUACUUGCUGGGAUAAUGGGGACAUUCAACGGAGGCCGGCCACCUAAACACCGCUCUCUGCCAGGCUCGCCUGUCCUGCAGCGCACCAGUAGGAAUCGUAUAAGCUCAACUCGAGAUGGUGACGUUAGUGGCAGUGGCAGAUCAACACCAGACUCGAGCCACAACAGUAGUCCGGAAUUGAAGCGUAAACUUUUGGACUUGAACACACAAUCCACAGAUUCACGAUCAACUGUAUCAAGCCAGGAUAAAUCUCCCGUAACUUCUACAGUAAAUAAAAGCCUCCCACGGCCUUUAUCUGGGAUCAGCCAAGAUAAGUCACCAGGUUCGAGCGUUGCCAAUCAGAGUUUUCCAGUCAGCCAACUUGUCAAUGAGAGACCAAAUUCAAAUCAAAGCAGCAAGGCAGGCACUCCCACCUCCCCAGAAAUAAUAAAUGUCUAUAAUUCAGAAAGAAGAGGAGUGAGGAGACUUACAGGAAAAACCAAAUCACUCUUGAAAACCUUGCAGACACCCUUUGUUGAUGGAAAUAGUGACCCAGUGUUUGAUAGUGACUUCGAAUUUUGGUUGGAAGAGGAAAACAAAUUCCUUAAUGUUGCUGUUUGGAGUAGGAACAUUUCCUCAUCAAAGCAAGACAGUGAUUCUGGGUCUUUUGAUAAAGGUAAAGAUAGCAAAGAUAAAAUCAAGUCCAAGGAAAAUGAGAGAGAAAGAAAAAGAAGUAGAGACAGUGAUAAGUUCAAGAACCGGGAGGAGAAAGUGACGGCAGGUCUGACCGACGACACACUUACAGGUUACCUGAACAUCCCACUUAUAUCUCUGAUCCCCGAGACAACUCUCAACACCCAAGGACACGUCAUCAAAAUACUCACUCUGAACUCUCCACAUCCUAAGUGUCCUGAAGUGUCCUCUGACCCACUUAUCCCACAUAAAGGUUUCAACCCUAGCCUGUGCUAUGGAGACAUGAUGCUCUCACUAACUUACCAACCUCAAGACAGAUGUGAAGCCACUGGAAAGGGAACUGUUGAAAAAACAGCAAUCUCAGAAGAUGAAAGUUUCACUGAUGGAACAGUUUCUGAAGAAGAUGAUAUUUUAAGUGUGCAAGAGAUUGUAGAGGAUCGCAACCAUGAUUUCAAGAGAACUCAUUUUAAUUCAGCCACGCAGUGUGACUUUUGUAAGAAGAAGAUCUGGUUGAAAGAUGCAUACCAAUGUGGAGAAUGUGGGAUAAUUUGCCAUAAAAAGUGUAUGGUAAAAUGUGAACAAGAAACCGUUUGUGAUGCUGCGGGCCUUCGGUACAGAGAUUCUCAAAAAACUGAUGGCAAAGAUAGCCGGGACAGCAAGGAAAUGCCUCCAGAAAUUAUAACCACAGCUGUAGCAGGUACAGGUGGUGAUAACAGUAGCCCAGGAAAUACCCCACCUGCAUCACCUCAAACGCAACGUCGUACCCUUGGCAGCUUGCUUGCUCAGGUAGCAAGUGCUAGCAAGGGUAGUCUGAAGCGUGCCGGCUCGGCCCAUAACCUGGCCCCCCCAAACCCAUCCCCUGGUGGAACACACUCACGUUCACUUCCCCCUUCCCCUCCCCACUCACCUCAGCAUAGUAGGAAGACAUCUCUUUCUGAGAACUCCAACCCAUUUCUAGUCAACUGGGAUGGAGGGGACAGUAUUCAGGCGGUAUUGGACCGCCUGCUGCUCUACCCUCAUGAUGAACGCUUGGUUACUUUAGCUAGAGAUUCAGCCAAGGAUCUUCAUUCACUUUUACCAGGACCAGAACGUACAGCAAAAAUCAAUGCAACAUUGGCACACCUACAAACUACAAUUGACAGUGAAGGAGAAGUUCGAGUGGAUUUGGCACGACAAGAGAGAGAUGCCAGUGAAGCAGGCGAUGCUCUGACUAGAGCCAGUGUUGCACUUCAAAUCUCUCAGUGUGAUGCUCGAACUCAGGCUCUGGCCCUACUCACCUUGCAUUACUGCACUGCCCUUCAGUACUGUACUGCAGAUCCUCAGGAUGAUGGUCAGGAAAAGACUGUGAAAGAGGCUGGUUCAAGACAAGAGGAUUUAUUGAGCAACAGUAAGAAUUCACCCAAGAUAAAAGAAAAACAAGAUGCGGGGUGACGUAAUAAGUACUAUCGACCUUUAUUCAAAAUAAAGAAAAAGUUGGCACCAUAAGGGUAACAUAAAACUGUGCUCCUCUUUUGAGGAGCAUUUAGUAAAAAAAAAAUGUAUUUGCUAUAUUAUUUUUACACAUUAUACAUUCCUUACAAAAAUAUUAUGCAAAUAUCACAAUCUCUUUCUUUUUUUCUUAUUAUUGUAAGAAUUUAUGGAUGUAUGAUAAGCAAAGAACAGCAUAAUUAAAGUAUGGUAUGUAAAUGAUGCUCACUAGUGGGAAACUAUAGCGUGUGUGUUCUUGAAGUAGCUGGCACACUGAAAUCAAAGUUAUGCAAACAUGUAUGAACUUUGAGUUUUGAUGCAUAUUAUGUCAUAAUUACUGUUAUUUCUCAUACUCUUGUUUGAAUGUGUCAAUGCCAUAUUAUUUAUUGUCAGAUUUAUAGCGAUGAAUGAAAGUGGGUAAUUACAUAAAUUGUUAACAAUGCUGCUCACAAAACAGUGAUAUUAAUAUUUACUGGUAGUACUUUAUUGAAACAUAAGAAGCCGAGUGCAUUGGCAAAGUAAUCUCUGGUUACACCUGGGAAUAGCAUAAGGGGCUAUUUGUUUCUCAAUAUUUAUAAUAUUUGAAAUUAUUGUUUUACAAUUCAUAAUGUUUUGUUUUUGUAAUAUAGAUCUGUGUUGUUAUUCUGUUUAUAGGAUGUUCUCUAACUUGACUGUGUUCAUGUGUACAUGACAGUGUGCACACACAUCCAGCUACUGUACCAACA